CUUUCCUCUAUAUAAACAAGGCUCUCCAACGGAAACAUAGAAACCCACACAACUAUCUUAAAACCAAUUUAUCAUGUCAACUUCCAUGUCUGUUCCCACCAUGAAACAAACUCAGAUCUUUCAAGAUAUUCUUCGAAGUUCUUACGCAAGAAGAUUACUACUUGAUCAGUCACCAAGUCCAGCACCGUCCCCAUAUGCAGAUGAUACCAACUUUGAUGCAAAUGUUGUUAUGGUUCUAUCAGUCCUCUUAUGUGCACUCGUUUGCUCGCUUGGACUCAACUCUGUAAUAAGAUGUGCCUUGAGGUGCUCCAGCUUGGCACCAUCCGAAGCUGGUGACAACCAACCAGCAGCUCGCUUGAGCAACACAGGAGUCAAACGAAAAGCCUUGAAGAGUUUCCAGACAGUAAGUUACUCUGCUGAUUUGAAUCUGCCUGGCCUAGAUACAGAGUGUGCCAUAUGUCUCUCAGAGUUUGUAUCCGAAGAGCGUGUGAAGCUGCUUCCGACAUGCCACCACGGAUUCCAUGUCCGGUGUAUAGACAAGUGGCUCAGCUCACACUCGUCCUGUCCCACCUGCAGGCACUGCCUCAUCCAGACAUGCCAGAAGAUCGCCGACUGCAGCCAAACAAGCUCGUUGAACACUACUCAACCACCGCAAGAUAGCAUCAUCGUGCAAAUAGCACCUCUACAACCGGAUAGGUCAAUAUACUGUUUUAGGUGAACCUAGUCACCUAGACAUAGUAGCAGUAAUGUUUAAAACCCGAGUAAAGUACUAUUGUUUACCAUUUCCAUUGUAAAGUUGUAAAUAUUACGAGAAAUGUUACUUUCUUCAUAA
Molecule: messenger RNA, 832 nt
Organism: Brassica napus (rape)
Lineage: Eukaryota; Viridiplantae; Streptophyta; Magnoliopsida; Brassicales; Brassicaceae
Product: RING-H2 finger protein ATL78
Exons: 1
Coding region: 74-718 (214 amino acids)
Biological process (GO): protein ubiquitination
Molecular function (GO): transferase activity
Source: RefSeq, a predicted model, not a curated record